Molecule: messenger RNA, 6653 nt
Organism: Acanthochromis polyacanthus (spiny chromis)
Lineage: Eukaryota; Metazoa; Chordata; Actinopteri; Pomacentridae
Gene: mapkapk5
Product: MAPK activated protein kinase 5
Exons: 14
Coding region: 937-2352 (471 amino acids)
Biological process (GO): protein autophosphorylation; negative regulation of TOR signaling; peptidyl-serine phosphorylation
Cellular component (GO): nucleus; cytoplasm
Molecular function (GO): ATP binding; mitogen-activated protein kinase binding; calcium/calmodulin-dependent protein kinase activity
Source: RefSeq, a predicted model, not a curated record
UAGUGCCGACUGAGGUUGUGUAUUCCUCUGACAAGAAGCUAUGGGAUUAGCAAAAUAGUCCAGAGAUGCGGGUAUCUCCUUGGUCACCUCUGAAAACAUUCUUCGGUGAUCCCCUCCACUACUUUCAUAGUGGUAUUGUUCCGUACGACCUCUGAUAGUUCUCACGCUGUCUUAUUGAAGAAUGUUAAUAUUCGUGGCUUUUGAGCAGAGCUGGGAAACUAACUUGCCUCAGCUAGCUCGCUAGCGCGUUAGAAAGCUCGACGACAUAAUAGGCUGCUGUGCUUUUGGGAACGCGGUGUGCUUGCUGUGUCAGAUCAACCGAGCUCUUCCCCAGGGUAAUAUCUGUGAUGUGGUUUUCAGGUAGUAUCAUCAGUCUGCUUUUUCUUUCACGAUUGUCUUUCGGUGUAAUCAUCUGCCUUGGCCGUGAGAUGAAGUGGCACCAGCUGACUUGCUAGCUAGCGAGCUAAGUACUCAGCCAGUCCCCAGUGUCUUCACUGCGUUAGCAGAGCACUGCUCUCAUUGCGCUGGCUAAAAAUACCACUUCAGCUCCCAUGCUAGGUGCACCUCCAAAAGUGGUGGGCUAGUCCGGCUUUUUCUGGUUACAUUGCUCGCAGUUUGGCACUCUACAUGGUCACUACAGUGAGUUUGAGGCGACUGGAAGAGCGAGUCGGACCCCGCGGUUGUGAGCCGAGCUGGGCUGAUCUCACGUUAAGUCGUACCGGCUGCUGGGCUUCAGGUCUCAAGAGGAACGAUACUUGGCUGAUCGGUGGCCGAAUAUCAUUUCACCCUAAUGGGCUUGUUCUUUCAUCAGUCGUAAUAUAACAAGCCUUGGUGUGGUCCAAGGUUUGAAGACCGAAACUUUAUAAGAAGAAAUCUUCUGUGUUUCUGGUGUCUGAGACUUCCGAGGUAGACUUGAUCUGUCCAGAGCAGAACACCAUGUCGGAGGAUAACAACGCAGACAAGUUCAUCAAGGAGUCAUCCAUUCUGGACGAGUACAACAUAAACUGGACACAGAAGUUGGGAGCUGGCAUCAGUGGACCUGUCAGAGUUUGUGUAAAGAAGUCAACUCAGGAACGCCUGGCCCUGAAGAUCCUCAUUGAUCGGCCCAAGGCCAGAAAUGAGGUACGGCUCCAUAUGAUGUGUGCCAACCACCCAAACAUAGUGCAAAUUCUGGAGGUUUACGCAAAUAGUGUCCAAUUCCCGCAUGAGUCCAGCCCGAGAGCGAGGCUCCUGAUCGUUAUGGAGAUGAUGGAGGGCGGUGAGCUGUUCCACAGAAUCAGUCAGCACAGGCACUUUACCGAAAAGAUGGCCAGCCAGGUCACCAAACAGAUCAGUCAAGCGUUGGAACAUUGUCACUCCCUAAAUAUUGCACAUCGUGACCUGAAGCCAGAGAACCUGCUCUUUAAGGACAACUCUCUGGAUGCACCUGUGAAGUUGUGUGACUUUGGCUUUGCCAAAAUUGAUCAAGGAGACUUGAUGACCCCUCAGUUCACUCCUUACUACGUAGCACCUCAGGUACUUGAGGCUCAAAGAAGACACCAGAAGGAAAAGUCUGGAAUUAUACCUACCUCACCCACUCCUUACACCUAUAACAAGAGCUGUGACUUGUGGUCUCUCGGUGUGAUUAUCUAUGUAAUGCUGUGUGGCUAUCCUCCGUUCUACUCCAAGCACCACAGUCGCACCAUCCCAAAGGACAUGAGGAAGAAAAUUAUGACGGGAAGUUUUGACUUUCCUGAAGAUGAGUGGAGCCAGAUCUCUGAGAUGGCCAAGGACAUUGUACGCAAGCUGCUGAAGGUGAAGCCAGAGGAGCGGCUGACUAUUGAGGGAGUCUUGGCUCAUCCGUGGCUCAACUGCACUGAAGCCCUCGACAAUGUGCUGCCGUCUGCGCAGAUGAUGAUGGACAAGGCGGUGGUCGCAGGCAUCCAGCAGGCCCACGCAGAGCAGCUGGCCAACAUGAGAAUUCAGGAUCUGAAUGUGAGCCUGAAGCCACUAAACUCUGUCAACAACCCAAUCCUCAGGAAGCGGAAGCUACUGGGCCCCAAGCCCAGCGACAGUUUCUUCAUUCAUGACCCGGAGAACGGAGGGGAGGACUCCAACGUAGCGCUGGAAAAAUUACGAGACGUCAUUGCACAGUGUAUACUCCCACAAGCUGGAGAGAACGAGGACGAGAAGCUGAAUGAGGUGAUGUAUGAAGCCUGGAGGUUCAACAGAGACUGUAAGCUGCUGAGAGACGGACUGCAGGGGCUCAGCUGGGACGGACGAGCCUUCUCCGAUAAAGUCGACCGCUUGAAGUUGGCUGAAAUAGUGAAACAGGCCAUUGAAGAGAAGACGAAUCUCCAAGAAUCUCAUUAGCAAACGCUGUCUUUCUAUCUUCUUUUUAUAUUGUUUAUUAUGACCCUUUUUAACCCAUAUCUGUAAAGAGGCUUUUUUAUGUAAAAUGAAGCGCUAAAUUUCUUUUGUUAUUUCAUAAAUUCACUUGCAAGACCUAUUGUUGACCUAUUGCAAGAGCUAUUGUACAGCUGUAGAUAUAUUUCAAAGAGGACUCAUUGGUACUAUAAUUUUUUUUAAAUGGACACUUGCAAAGGACACGGAAAAAAAAAAAACUAUAUUUUCAUUUUUGCAACAAAAAAAAAAGAUAAAAGAAGAGAAAAAUCUGUGAAAGAAAUUAUUUUCUGGGAGGGAAUUUUUAUUAGCUGCUUGUCCAGCUUAUCCAAGAUGUCAUGUGUUUUAUCCCAGUAAUUUCAUUUUAUUCUAUUUUAUUUUAACCAUCCUAAGAAUUUUUAUUUACUGAAAGAGAGAGUUCCAUUAUUUUAUACCUUACUCGUAGCUUGAUAGUGGGCUCUAAAGUCGAGAGAACCUGUCUGCAAUGUGACUUUGUUCUUCCACACAUUCUCUGAAUCUACAGAUGGAUCUUUGUAGUUUUUUUUGUGCAACUUUUCCUUUGUUGCAUGGAAGUCAAGGAGGAAUGAACAAGAAGGCAAAGAAAGUCUCAUAAAAUAAAAUGCAGACCGAAAUUUCUCAUUUUGAUGCAACCCAUUUCUUAAAGCUGGUAAAUGACACUCUAAAAAUAUCUAAGUAGACUGAACAGGCUUUUCUUUCUGACUUACUUGGAUGUUUCGGAAAACGUCUUAUUUUUUUGAGCUUUUGCCGUACAGUCUUCUUUAAAAGAAGUUGUAGUUGCAGUGAAAAGCUCUGUUUUAGACUUUUUGGGUUUUUUUUUUUUUUUUUUUGGUCAGAUGCUCCAGAGUCAAGAAUGAACUUUGACACGCGACCUAAUCCACGUGCAUAUCACAAACUCCGGCUUCAACUCAUAAAGUGACGAUUUGGUCUGUCAGCUUCCCAAGUUUCAGUCAGGCAAGUAAAAUGAACCAUUUCAGAUCAUUUCAUCGGCUGUUGUUGUUUUUGUUUUUUUUCUUCCCGUUUCUGCUGUGAGUUUGAGAGGUCUUAAGUCCAGUCUUUUUUUUUUUUAAGUUGUUGAUCUGUGAAACUGACACAUUCUGAGUUGCUUCGAUGUAAAGUGUUAAACUGCUGGAAUUCAGACCUGCAUAGUUAAUAUUUUAUAUUUUCUCAGAACAAGAAUGUUCAAGCAGAAACACACACAAAGUGGCAUUUUUGGUGCAACGCCCUUCUGACAGAAAAGAUCAGUAGGAAGGUCUGUUUGGAUUUCAAACUCAUAACUUGAUGUUCUACUGAAAGUGCAAUAGGACUAUGAUGUAAUCCUGUUUUCAUAAUGAAUGCAUGUACAUAGUAGUGAGAUCAUCCAAUCUGUCAGUAUUACUGUCUGACACGGACCUUUCCUGCUUCAUUUCACUGGUCUGAAUACCAGCUUGUGCUCCCUCCCUACACUCACCCUUUAGUUGUAAUUGCUGUCAUAUCAGAGUGAAAUCUUCACUACACAAUUUUACUCUACUGCUUCAGUCAUAUCUGAUGUUAUUUGUUCAAAGAGGGGUUGAAAGAAGGGAUUCGUGUUCGAAUGAGGCCAUGUUGGAGCUACACUUGGACCGUCGCAGCACUUUGAUGGCUAAAAACGCAUGUUGUCUUGUUUAGUUCGGGUUAUUUCUCAUAUUCUGUUUGCUUCAGAAAUUCUCAAGUCUGUUGUGAAUUCUCCUUUGAUGAAGUCUUUGUACAGAAUUAUUUCUGUAAACACGCAUUCAUGUAAAGAUGACUGCAUUAACUAUGAGUUUCAAGAAAAUCGCAAACAUCGGUGCAAUAUGUCAUCGCUGUCCAAGUCAAAUGUGUCUCGUUUUGCUAUCCUCAGAUAAACCGAAGGAUUAAACGUUCACCUUUUAUUUCUUGGCUACACAAACAAUUUAAAAGCAUUUUGUAUUAUCUGAACAUUUGUCUCCUGGCUAAACGCAGGGCUGUUUUCGUGGCUCGUGAAAAGACAUUUCGGAGACGGUAACAAAAUGUAAGCUUUUUUUUUUUUUACACCAUUUGAAGAAAAAGUGCAAGUCUUCCUUUGUAUGUCUAUUUCUAAUUUAGGUUUGGCUUAAAAACAAAAACAAAAAAAGCUGACAUGAUUCUGGGAUUCUGUUAAUUAGUCUCCCUUAAAAGCUCAAUGAUGUGUUUGAAAAGGCCUUAUUACUACAUGGCUAAGUUUUACGCUCUAAUGUGCCUUGUUGAAAGGGCGGCAUCUUCAUCCGUUACUGCUCUCAUCAGAUGAAAUAAAACAAAGGAGAAACUCUUUAAAAGUAGACUGAUAUUUGUCCUUUUGCCUGUGAUUUGCUUGUUUUCCUAUGAAGAUACAAAGUUUUUUUCAUUCCAUAUUGCUGCGUAUUGACUUGGAAAUGUUUGCUGAAAUUAAUUUAGUAUCAUAUCUGGAAGGGAAAAAAACUAAUGUUUUCCUUAAAGUAUAUGUUACUUUUAAAGUGUUUAAUUUCACAACUGGGAAAUUGAAGGAAUAGUUCAGCAUUUUGGUAAGUUAUUGUUUUCCCGCCUCCAGUUUGUCCAAUAAAAUAUUAAACUAAUUAUUUACCAUGAUAUAUCUCAUGUUUCUAAACUUUGUAAAAUCAGAAUGUUAAAUUCUAAUUUUGCCUUUGUGCAAAUGGAUUAAUGUUACAAAUUGUGCCAUUAAUUGGCACAAAAUCACAAAACAAACAUUUAAAUUGAAAUAAAAGUUAUUAGGUAAGCUAACAACUGCUGCUGCCUUAUACCUUGUACGUAUCGGACAAAAAUCUGAAUUUCAGUGUACUCCAUGGUACUCAUUUUUGCAGAAUUAACUGAACUUCUUGCUAGAAAAUGGAACCAAAUGUUGCUGGUUUGUUUAACUUUGACCAUGUUUGUGUGGAUGUGUGACAGUUUGUAAUUAAUUUAUAUACAUAGAAAUAUAUAUAUAUGCUUGUGUGGUUCAGUAUGCAGCACCUUCUUUGUAUUUCUGGAGGUUUAUCAGAGAAUCAGAGCUUCUUUAAUCUCUUCCCCUCUCACCCACAAAUGACAUAAUUUAUAUCUUCUGCUGAUUAUUGUUGAAGGGCAGUGUAUUUAUUAGCAUUUUUGUACUGUAAAGUCAAAGCAUGCAUCUUUAUACGGAUAGUCCGAACAGUGAACAUCCUAAUAGCAGACACCGUUUGCCUGCUGUUUGCUGCUCAGCCUGGCUCAGUGUUACUGAAACUACCAGAGGAAGGAUGUUUUUUUUCCUUUUCUUGAAGAAGCAGCCUCCCUCCUCUGCAUCCUUUAACUGAGUAGUUGCUGCUGCAGGUUUCUCUCAGAUUGACAUUCAGGCAAACCCAACUUUAGACACGUUUGACAAAUACUAAAUGGCUUCCAUUAGUCACUUUCUCUUACUUGGCUGCAAAAUUUCACAUUUUCUACAAGGGAAGAGGCCAGAUUUCUUGUUUAUCCGAGCUCUCCCAACACGGAUGAAUCAUUGUGCCCCCCCCCCCCCUUUUUUUUUUUAUUACCUGACGGGUAGAAAUUGUUUCGUCAGCACUUCUACUCUUGAUAAAUACCAGUUGCUUCCAUCUCCUCCGCAGUAUAUGUACUCGUGUAGUACAGGGAGGAGUUUGAGUUUCAGAAGAUGCAUAGUUCUUUGGGUUUUCUGACAUCAGAUGUAUGUAAAGAGGAUGGAUUUAUUCCUCCUGAAGUAGCCGUUUCUGUUGAGGACAGGAAAUCAUUUGUUUUCAGAGCCUUUUCUCUCCUUUUUUUUUUUUCUGGUCUGGCAGUUAAUGUAGCAUGAAUCUCUCAUCAAGGACUUGCUGUACUUUCGGUUUCUUCAUGUAUUUUUGCCCUUUCUGCCUUCUUGGAAUGUCAUCAACAUGCUGACUUUGUAAUAAAGGAAUUCUUUUGACUUUUGAACAUAUUUUUGUAGUGAUUUAUGAGUGUCUCAGUGCACAUUUAUAUUUUGUUUGAACACUAAAGACUUUGUAAUGAGGGGAAUUUGGCUUGUUGUGAGAGGAUUUCAGUAAUUAAUGGUAAGUCUCUAGUGUUGCUUCUGUAAUUAAAGAUACUUUUAACAGACAAUCUAUGAUAUUCUUUGUUUUAUGUUUUAUUUAUUUUGCUGAUUUCAAACAGUAUCUGUUCAAUGUGACAUUUUAAGUUAAAAAUCUUUAUUGCAGAUUGAAGACAGAGCAGAUAGAAAUCUAGAACAAAACCAUCUUAGGAAAUUUAUAACCUCAGAAACACAUAUACACAUUGAAAAAAAAAAAAAAAACAACCAA